Molecule: messenger RNA, 2097 nt
Organism: Rana temporaria (common frog)
Lineage: Eukaryota; Metazoa; Chordata; Amphibia; Anura; Ranidae
Product: oocyte zinc finger protein XlCOF7.1-like
Exons: 9
Coding region: 187-1785 (532 amino acids)
Biological process (GO): regulation of DNA-templated transcription
Source: RefSeq, a predicted model, not a curated record
CACUAGAGGGCGAACGUGUGACGUGUAAAGAGGAGGAAGCGUCCUCGGUAGAUGCGCGGUGACGUUCUGUGGUGAACCUGGGAAGAAAGAUAUUUUAUUUUUUCAUGUUGUAUGUAGCGCUGCUUUUUUUUGGAGGUAAGAACGUUAUUCUGUACGGUCCCCGCUGAACGGAUUACCUUACUAAGCAUGGAGACAGAGCGGAGUUACACAACUGAAAGAAUACUAAACCUCACUCUGGAAAUCAUCUACCUGCUGACCGGAGAGAAUUAUAUAGCUUUCAAACUUUCUGAUGGCUUGGUCACGUCCAGUUUGAUGAAGACUCGAAUUUCAGUUAUAGAGCCCCCAUCUCACUCUAUAAAUAAGGACAACAAGAAGAUUCGAGAAUUCACAAGGGAGAUCAUUGAGCUGCUGGCUGUAGAGGUUCCUGUAAGGUGUCAGGAUGGUUCUGUGUGUUUUUCUGUGGAGGAGUGGGAGAAUUUAGAAGGACACAAGAAUUUGUGUGAAGAUGUCGUGAUGGAGAACCGGCCACGCCUCACAUCACCGGAUAGAUCCAGUAACAGGAAUACACCAGAGAGAUGUCCCCGUCCUCUAUAUUCCCGGGACUCCACACAGGAAGAUCAGGAGAUCCCUCAGGAGGAUCAGGAAGAAAACUGUAUUCUUUCUGUAACAGAAGCUAGAGAGGAAGCAGAAGAGACGUGUGUAAGAGGUGAUGGGCAACGUAUGGAGAAAGAAACUCCUCCAGAGAUCAGCACAGAACCUGAAGACACCGGAGACACUCAGAGAUACAUUGGAUCUGAGGAUGAAGAAACCGACUUGAUGAUUAAAGAGGAGAAAACGUAUUCAGAGAUCAGCACAGACACCGGAGAGACUCGCUUUGUUGUAUCUGAUGACAAAAGAAACCACCUGACGAUUAAAGAGGAGGAAACUUCUCCAGAGAAUAGCACAGAUGAACCAUAUUUAAGGAAUAACACAGAGAAUCAUCAUAUCAUUUAUCCAGAUUGUGAACUAGAAGAUGAGGAUGACAUCAUAUCCGAUUCCACAAAAGAAAGCUCCAUUAUCCCUAAUCUCCAUCCAGCGCCUUACAGCGCAGAUCUGUCAUCCGGUCCCUUUUCACACGGGGGGUGGUUCUCCGAUGAUUUUCAUCCCGUCGCAAUGCGUGAAGAUCAUGGAUGUCCGAAGGGCCUACCAUGUCCCGAUUGCGGAAAAUGUUUCAGCGAAAGAUCGAAACUUGCUACACACCAGAGGUCUCACACGGGGGAGAAGCCAUUUUCCUGUAUGGACUGCGGAAAGACCUUCAAGCAGAGCGCCCACCUUGUUUCCCAUCAAAGAACUCACACGAGAGUGCACCCUUUUUCAUGUUCUGAAUGCGGGAAAUGCUUCUCGCAAAAAUCGAACCUCAUUAGACACGAAAAGGUCCACACAGGGGAGAAGUCCUUUUCAUGUUCGGAAUGCGGGAAGCGCUUUUCGGAGAAGUCGAACCUUCUUAGGCACGAGAAGAUCCACACGGGGGAGAAGCCCUAUUCAUGCUCGGAGUGCGGGAGGUGUUUCUCUCUGAGAGCCAAUCUGAUCGCGCAUGCAAGAACUCACACGGGGGAAAAGCCAUUUGCAUGUUUUGAAUGUGGGAAAUGUUUUUCCAGGAAGUCGGUUCUUAGCAUACAUGAAAAGGCUCACAAGGGGAGCAGCCAUAUUCAGGCACGGUUCGCAGGAAACGGGUUUCAAAAAGACUUCUUCUUGCCUGGCAUGCAAGGCUUCACACUGGAGAGGAGUCGUUUCCCCACCCUGUGAUCGACUCCUCAAAAAAACGAAUCUCGCCCAGAACACUCGGAGUAAAAAAACGAUUUAUUGCUCAGGCUGUGGACCGUUUUAUAUAUAUAUAUAUAUAUAUAACUCUCACGUCUCCCUCCCUGCAGAGGACAAGGAGGUUCCUGUAUCACGAUCUGGCAGGAAAAUGAGUCUUUGUCCACACAAGGAUCUUUGGAAUUGGACUUCGUCAAGCUGUCUUUUGAAAGAUGUUGGACAACUGCUAGUUACUUAAAGGGUUUGUAAAGGAAUUUUUUUUUUUUUAUCUUAACCACUUAAGCCUUUAGGCAGCUAAAU